This is a messenger RNA of Salarias fasciatus (jewelled blenny), 1485 nucleotides long. RefSeq lists its product as uncharacterized. The record is from RefSeq and is a predicted model, not a curated record. The transcript has 7 exons. Bases 51 to 656 code for a protein of 201 amino acids. NCBI's taxonomy places the organism in Eukaryota, Metazoa, Chordata, Actinopteri, Blenniiformes, Blenniidae.
CCCUCCUCAGCAUUAUCUGGUACUGGGGCUCCGCCAAAAGUUUACUGGCGAUGGAGGAAAGCGAGUCAACAGCCAGAGAGAGAGCCACAGGAGGGGAUGGAGGGCGGGAGAGCAGCAGCAGGAUGCUGAACUCCAACAAGCCUCUGCACCGCUUCCUCCAGAGGGAAUCCAGAAGUCUUGGGAUCGUCAUUCUGAUCUUCGGCUGUGCCGAGCUGCUGAUGGGGUUCCAGCUGGCAUACGCCGGAAGAUCCAUGUCCUCUAACGCAAUCUACGGCCCCUUUUGGGAAGGAACUCUGUUUGCUGUCUGUGGAAGUUUGUCCAUCUACACAAACAGAAAUCCGUCCAAGAGGAUGGUGACCGUGUGUUUGGCCAUGUACCUUGUGUCCAUAUCUGGAUUCUUCGUCUGUUUUGGCUACAGAAUACACAUUUUUUGUUCGUCUCCUAUGAUGUGGUACAGAAUAGGAUCCUGGCCCUGGGGAUACAACAGAAUGAUGCAGAUUUUGAGCAUCGAAGCCUUGUUGUUCGUCUUCUCUGUAUGUGUGUGCGUGAUUCUCAUCUUUCUGAGCGCAGUCGCUCGUUUUGCACUAAAAUCCACGCACACCCAGGUUGCCAUCCGGACGGUAACAUACCAGCAACGUGAAACGACGUCUGAUUGAGCUCACCUGCUUCACGUAUUCUACAACCACUAACACAUUUCUAUGUGCAGCUGUUUGUUCUCUGUGAAAAACGUCUUUAGUUUCUGUUGACUGGAUCAUGUAAGUUUUCACUGAGCCGUAUUUUCAGCUUUUGUGUACAGAUUGUUUUAAAUGAAGGUUAUUUUAAGAAUCUCAUGUGAGCGAGACAUUUAACAGACUUUUUAUCAGCAGUGAGAUUUUCUUUUCUGUGUUUGCUGAAGGAUUCAUGGAAACUACUACAGUAUUUGCAGUACAGUAUUAUUAUAGUAGUACGGUAUUCAGAUUUUAUGUUACAGCCUCAGAACAGGUCACCAACCCUAAAACCUGCCAGAUAAAGUAUAAAGAGAUAAAUAUUUUGUAUGUACUUUUUUUUUUGAUGAACAGAGGUCCAUAUAUUUUGCCACUAUAAGUGAAUUUCAAGUGUUUUAUUGAAGUGUUUGUUUGUGACGACCCACAUUUUCACAUCAUUUCUACUGAUCACUAUUUCAAAGCUUUCUUGUUUCCAAAAAUGUGACCAUAGUCUUAAAUUCCUUUGUAGCUUCCUAUCAGAAACUGUUACAAUCUAAAUAACAGCAGAUGAAAAUAAAAUGCUGCCAAAACGAUGUAAAAAAUAUCAAGACCAGCUAAACCUUUCUGAGAGAGUCAGAGCAGCAAAGCCUUCCUUGUCCAUUGCUUUGUUUCAUUUUUAUUUCCACUAACACGACCAGGAGAAAUAUUCUUACUGGAAUAUGUUUACAUGUAAUGAGUCUGCUUGCUUUUCAAAACGUUUAGCUUUAUAUGGUGCAAUAAAUGUGUUUUGUGUUCUUGUCUA